CUGUCCUUACUCUAGUCAAGGGCUGAAUGAUGGCAGCGUUUAGGAAGUUAAAGAUUUCACUGUUUGUGUUUUAUUCUCUGUACGCGCAUCUUGUGAAUUCUGCGGAUGAUAUUUUGGUUGGCUGCGGUGGGUUUGUCAAGUCAGAUGUGGAAAUCGACUAUUCUCUUAUCGAGAUUAAGCUGUACACUAAGCAAGGCUCCCUGAAAUACCAGACUGACUGUGCUCCUAUCAAUGGCUAUUUCAUGAUCCCUCUCUAUGACAAGGGUGAUUUUGUGCUCAAAAUAGAACCACCUUUGGGAUGGAGUUUUGAACCAACGACAGUGGACCUCCAUGUUGAUGGCCUCACUGACAUAUGCACUAAAGAGCAGGACAUUAAUUUCUUCUUCACAGGAUUCUCAGUCUUGGGAACGGUGCUGAGUAAAGGUCAUCUGCAGGGCCCAGCAGGAGUGGAAGUUAGCCUGAGAAAUGCUGGAGAGGAGGAAAUACUUCAGACUGUGUUUACCCAGGCUGGAGGACGGUACACCUUUACCAAAGUGCUGCCUGGAAGUUAUGAUAUCACAGCAACCCAUGCGUCCUGGACCCUAGAGCAGAGCUCAACCUCCAUGGUUGUGUCGAAUGCCAAUGCUCCAGCUGCAGCUCCCUUGGUAGUUAAAGGCUAUGAUGUCUCUGGAGAGGUGCAGAGCGAUGGUGAACCCAUGAAGGAGGUUAAUUUCCUCCUCUACUCCACCGCUAUGGCACAAGAGGAUAUCAGUGGCUGCAGCAAAGCUCCAGUAGAUGGAGCCGUGUCAGAUGACUUAUCACUCGUGUACCUGUGCAGUGCACAGUCACGUGAGGAUGGUACUUUUUCUUUUCCCUGCCUGCCUAGCGGUGAAUACACUGUGGUGCCAUAUUACAGAGGUGAAAGGAUCACUUUCGAUGUUGCUCCAUCCCGGCUGGAUUUUAGAGUCGAGCACAGCAGUAUGAGGCUAGAGCCAAUUUUCCAAGUGAUGGGUUUUUCAGUGAUGGGUAGAGUUUUGAACAGCCCAGAUGGGGAAGGAGUUCCAGAUGCAGUUGUAACUCUCAACAACCAGAUUAAAGUGCUAACCAAAGAAGACGGUUCAUUCCGCUUGGAGAACAUGACCACUGGCACCUACACCAUCAAUACUCAUAAAGAACUCAUGUUCUUUGAGCCAGUCACAGUGAAGAUUGCACCUAGCACUCCCCAGCUCCCAGACAUUAUCACUGCAGGGUUUAGUGUGUGUGGUCAGAUCUCUGUUGCUCGCCUCCCAGAUAGCAUAAAGCAUCUUGGACGUUAUAAAGUGACUCUUUCUGGACAAGGACGUGAUCAGGGUGUGGUCCGCACCAUCGAGAGUGACCAUCAGGGGGCGUUCUGCUUCCAAGCCAAACCAGGAGACUACAGUGUACAGGUGACCCUUCCAGAGGCUGAGGUCAAGGCUGGACUCGCUUUACAGCCCCAAUCUCUCGAUAUCUCACUGGUCGAUCGCCCACUCAGUGACCUGCUCUUCACUCAGUUCAUAGCAGCGGUCUCUGGCUCUGUCUCAUGUCUGGCUGCUUGUGGGGAUCUGACAGUAACUCUGCAGCCUGUGAGCAGACAGGGGGAGAGGCAGAACAUCCAGCUUUCUGGCAGCAGUGAAAUCCUCAGCAUCUCCUUCAGUAAUAUCCUACCUGGGAAAUACAAAGUGGCCAUCACCCAUGAGGAAUGGUGCUGGAAGCAUAAGUCAGUGGAGGUAGAGGUGCUGGACUCUGAUGUGGAGGGAGUGGAGUUCCGACAGACCGGCUACAUGCUGCGUUGCUCCCUGUCCCACGCCAUCACCCUUGAAUUCUUCCAAGACGGCAGUAAACCUGAGAAUGUAGGCAUCUACAAUCUGUCCAAGGGAGUCAACCGCUUCUGCCUGUCCAAACCAGGUGUUUACAAAGUGACUCCACGCUCCUGCCAUCAGUUUGAACAGGAUUAUUACACUUACAGCACCUCUGCCCCCAGCAUUUUAACUCUGACUGCUGUCAGGCACCACAUGACUGGACUCAUCACCACUGACAAGAUGCUGGAUGUCACAGUUACUAUCAAGUCGUCCAUUGAGAGUGAGCCCGCCCUGGUCCUGGGUCCUUUGCGCUCAUCGGAGGAGCAGCGGCGGGAGCAGCAGCUGCUGGAGAUCGCAUCUCGCAGGAAAGAGAGAGAGGAGAGAGGAGAGGAGCAGAGCUCACCUGUGGAAGAGAAACCAGAUGAGCUCCAUGAGCCUUUCCACUAUGAGUUCUCCUACUGGGCACGGGCUGGGGAAAAGAUCACGGUCACCCCCUCAUCCAAAGAGCUUCUUUUUUACCCACCUGAAGUGGAGGCUACCAUCACCGGAGAGAGCUGUCCAGGGCAGAUGGUGGAGAUUACGGGCCGAGCAGGGCUGUUUCUGCAAGGACAAGUGUUUCCUGAACUGGAGGGUGUUGAGAUCUCCAUUAAAGAGAGCGGCGCUACAGAGUCACUGAUCACUGUUCUCACUGAUGAAACUGGAACCUACAGUGUUGGACCUCUGCACAGUGACCUGCAAUAUGACAUCAGUGCCAGUAAAGAGGGCUUUGUGCUGACUCCAGUGGAGGAAAAGACUGGAGAUUUCAAGGCGUUUGCCUUGGCAGGCGUCACUUUUGAGAUCAAAGCAGAGGAUGGCCUACCUCUCUCUGGAGUGCUUCUGUCUUUGAGUGGAGGAAAUUUCCGCUCCAAUCUGCUCACACAGGACACUGGCCUCCUCACAUUCAACAACCUGAGUCCUGGUCAGUACUACUUUAAACCCAUGAUGAAGGAGUUCCGCUUCGAGCCCUCAGCACAAAUGAUCUCAGUUGAGGAGGGCCAGAAUCUCCGCAUCGCCAUCACUGGGUUUAAAACCGCAUACAGUUGCUAUGGCACAGUGCAGUCUCUUGGUGGCGAUGCUGAGCAAGGCGUGGCUGUAGAGGCAGUGGGGCAGGGGGAGUGCAGCAUGUACAGUGAGGACACGGUCACUGAUGAGGGAGGUCGCUUCAGACUCCGAGGCUUGCUGCCUGGGUGUACUUACAUCAUUCAGCUGAGAGGAGAGGGCAAUGACCACAUAGAGAGAGCACUGCCUCAGCAGAGAACCAUAGAGGUGGGCAGCAGUGAUAUAGACGGAGUCAACAUCAUCGCCUUCAGACAAAUCAAUCAGUUUGACCUGAGUGGCAACAUCAUUACCUCACCUGAGCAUCUGCCAACUCUCUGGGUCAAGCUCUACAAAAGUGACAACCUCGAUAGUCCUUUCCAAAGUGUGUCUCUGGGCCAGUCACUUUUCUUCCACUUCUCCCCACUCCCACGUGAUGGAGAGAGCUACGUUUUGAUGCUGGACACCACUCUCUCUCGCUCCCAGUAUGACUUUAAACUCCCUCAGGUUUCCUUCACAUCUUCUGGCUACCAUAAACACGUCACGCUCUCUUUUAACCCUGUUAGAAAACUGCCUGAUCAAGAGGUUGCUCAAGGAUCUUACAUAGCACUGCCUUUAACUUUGCUGUUGUUACUGGCAGUGUAUAACCAUGAAAGGGUGAUCCCACUCUUCCUUCAGCUGCUCAGUCGCAUCCAGGGGGUCCGCGGCCUGGCCCAGACCAGUGGGGACAGUCUCGCUACGGAUGAGGCCAAGCGUCCGACCAAGAGGCCGAAGACACGACGCACAUGAGACAUCAGAGCCAAACCUACCACUACAUUCAGACCUCAUUAACAACUUUCUUUACUGGCCAAAACACUUACUAGUCCUGCAAUUUUACAUUUCACUGAAGUCUCUGUAUUUUUAAGAGGCUCAUGGAUGAGUUGAACAUCAUCAUGAGAGCUGGUGCUUCAUCACUCAAUGUUUAGAAAAGACACAGAGGCCAACUGGUUUCAGACUUGUUGCUGUUCAGAGAUCCAUCCCAUGAUACAUAUGUUUUUGUCUUUUUUUUUUUGUUUUGUUUUUUUUUUACAUGGCCUCUGUAACCUGAUAAAACAGAUUUGUAUGUUUGAUACACAUUUAGAACUUCCUGCUCCCUAACGUGCGAGUGCAAGAGUGAUAGUUGAGUGUGUAAAUGUUGGUAAAGGUUGUAAAGGUUGGUGUAAAUGAUAAGUCGCCAAAUAGUUAAUGUGCUAUAAUGAAUGUGGAAAGGGGUAUUUAUUAAUUAUAGUGAAAACAGUCUUCCUUCAUUUACUUUCUCCCAGACUGAAACAAUUUUGUGUUCACUUUAAUACUUUUAUAGGGUUAACAUUUUUUUCAACAACAAAUUUAAAAUGUACUUUAUAUCUGUAGCAGAAUUUGACAUCAUACAUUGAUGGAGUGGUUUAAAUGUUUUGCAGGAUGUAUGAUUUGGUAUUUUUGGGUGUUUCAUUUGACUCAAAUGUUUUCCUAUAUAUAUUUUUAUAUAAAAACAUUUACCAGCAAGCUACAUCUUAAACAGAAGAACUGCCUCCAAGUAAAUAUGGAUUAUAUGGAUAUGAUAUAUAAUUAAUCUACUGUAUGAUGGAUUCUGUAAAUAUUAGGCCCACAACCCACGCUAUGAAAGUUGGUCCAAAUUCUGAAUGCUUAGAUGUAACUGAACAAAAAUAAAAUGUAUGGGGAGAGAAA
Molecule: messenger RNA, 4577 nt
Organism: Colossoma macropomum (tambaqui)
Lineage: Eukaryota; Metazoa; Chordata; Actinopteri; Characiformes; Serrasalmidae
Gene: nomo
Product: nodal modulator
Exons: 31
Coding region: 27-3662 (1211 amino acids)
Cellular component (GO): endoplasmic reticulum membrane
Molecular function (GO): carbohydrate binding
Source: RefSeq, a predicted model, not a curated record